AUGGCCACCUUUCAGGAUCGUGCACAGCACUACAUAGCUCAGAUCGACAAGGAGCUCUCCAAGUACCCUAUCCUCAACAACCUGGAGAGGCAGACCUCCGUCCCCAAGGUCUACGCCUUCCUGGGUGUUGUCGGCAUCUACUUCUUCCUCGUCUUCUUCAACAUCCUCGGCCAGUUCCUCGUCAACCUCGCCGGUUUCGCUAUCCCGGGCUACUACUCUCUCCAUGCCCUCUUCACCGCUGGCACCGCCGAUGAUACUCAGUGGUUGACCUACUGGGUGGUGUACGCCUUCCUGGCCGUCGUUGAGAGCGCUAUCAACGCUCCUUACUGGUUCCUUCAUCCUGGUUCUCUGGAUGGCUCUUCCUCAAUUCAACGGCGCUCAGCUCGUCUUCCACUCCUUCCUCCAGCCCCUGUUCUCCCGCUUCUUCACGGGCGGAUCGACCUCGGCCAACCUCAGGGCCCAGGCCGACGCUGCCACGAAGCCCCACUCGACUUAAGAGCGCUCCCUGGAGGCAUGAAGACCAACAUUGAGAAUCUGAGAAUUUCCACAUGUACUCGGCCUGGGUUCUUUUGUCGCGGUACAUCUCUGGAUUCUCCUUGUUAA
This is a messenger RNA of Rasamsonia emersonii CBS 393.64, 603 nucleotides long. RefSeq names its product Membrane biogenesis protein (Yop1). Bases 1 to 603 code for a protein of 200 amino acids. The record is from RefSeq and is a predicted model, not a curated record. NCBI's taxonomy places the organism in Eukaryota, Fungi, Ascomycota, Eurotiomycetes, Eurotiales, Trichocomaceae. The transcript is spliced from 6 exons.